This is a messenger RNA of Chara braunii, 1271 nucleotides long. The record is from the annotation of a GenBank genome assembly. NCBI's taxonomy places the organism in Eukaryota, Viridiplantae, Streptophyta, Charophyceae, Charales, Characeae.
CCUCUCCUCUCCUCCUCUCUUCUCUUCUUCUUCUUGUCACGAUUUACCAGUAGGGCCACCAGCACCCCUGCAGUGAGGCAUGGGAAGGGAAGAGCCGGUGAAACUGCAAUGAAGAGGCGGUGAAACUUCAAUGAAGAGCUGGUGAAACUUACACUUAGAAGAAGCAGGGUAGAGAGAGAGAGAGAGUAUUGAUCGUCGCUCACCAUGGCCACGUCUGUGACUUCAAGUUCGCCGCCGGUACCUUCGUCUUCCUCCCAUGUCGCGGUUGGAGCGGGAGGAGGAUCGGGAGCGGAAUUGCCAUCGGGAUCGGGAUCGCCAUCGGGAUCGGGGUCGGCAGCUUCCAAUCGCUCGAUACCGACUGCUCAGUUCGUGGAAGACGUCGAGUCAUUUAUCGCGGGGAAGGAUGUGGAUGCGACGCUGAAUCAAUUGAGAGAGAGACGAUCUCAUAUAGAGGAUGAUGCGGAGGAGGCGGCGAUAUGGAGGAGGAGAGGGAGAGGGGAGAAGGCGAUAGAGAAGAAGAAGGGAGGAGGCGGCGAUGGAGGGAGAGGGGAGAAGGCGAUAGAGAAGAAGAAGGGAGGAGGCGGCGAUGGUGGGAGAGGGGAGAAGGCGAUAGAGAAGAAGGGAGGAGGCGGCGAUGGAGAGGAGAGAGUAGGGGGAGGCGAUGAAGAAGGAGAGGGGAUGGAGGGGCGAUGGAGGAGGAGAGGGGAGGAGGUGGCGAUGGAGGAGGAGAGGGGAGGUGGAGGCGAGGGAGGAGGAGAGGGGAGAAGAAAUAGAGGCGGUGGAGGAGAAGAGAGGAAAAGGAGGCGAUGGAGGAGGAGUGGGUAUGGACGAGAGAGGAGGAGAGGGGAGGUGGAGGCGAUGGAGAAGGAGAGGGGAUGGAGGAGAGGGAAGGAGGUGGCGAUGGAGGAGGAGAGGGGAGGUGGGGUCGAUGGAGGAGAAGAGGGGAGGAGGAUAUGGAGGAGGAGUGGGACCGAGGAGGCGAUGGAGGAGGAGGAGAGGGGAUGUGGAGGCGAUGGAGAAAGAGAGGGGAUGUGUGGGCGAUGGAGGAGGAGAGGGGGCAGAAGAGGGGGGAGGCGGUGGCGAUGGAGCAGGAGAGGGAAGGUGGAGGUGAUGGUGGAGAAGAGGGGAGAAGGAGGCGAUGGAGGAGGAGUGGGGGCGAGGAGGAGGGUGUGGUGGAAAAAGAUUAGAGUGAGGAUCAGGCGGAAAAGGAGGUGAGGAGGAGGAGGAGGAGGAGGAGGAGGAGGAGGAGGAGGAGGCGGCAAUGGAGAAGA